Messenger RNA from Carcharodon carcharias (great white shark), 3809 nucleotides. RefSeq names its product RNA binding motif protein 28 (gene rbm28). The record is from RefSeq and is a predicted model, not a curated record. Gene Ontology annotation, molecular function: RNA binding. The coding region runs from base 221 to 2434 and encodes 737 amino acids. NCBI's taxonomy places the organism in Eukaryota, Metazoa, Chordata, Chondrichthyes, Lamniformes, Lamnidae. The transcript is spliced from 19 exons.
UUGCAAUUAAAAUGUUACAAUGUGAUGCCAGAAAAGUUGAGAUUUCUCAACACAAGUAGAAAUGUGAGAAUCUCAGUGAUAAUUAACGAGAAAUCUUCAGUCGAACAAUAAACCAGAGAAGAAAUCUGUAAGAAGGGAGUAGGAACGUUUCUCUCCACCCGGACCGUUUGCUGCCGCUGUUUUGCUCCGGUCGGAGCGGUUGGACAGCAGCACAUAAAAAAUGGCCACGCCCAUGGUAGAGCAACUGCCGACGGUUCGGGGCCGUUUGACGACUCUGUUCGUGAGGAAUCUCCCCGCAUCUGCGGUCGGCGAGCGGCUGGAGGAGAUUUACAGCGAACUAGGUCCGGUGAAACACUGCUUCGUGGUGAAGGAGAAAGGGAGUCAGACUUGUCGUGGUUUUGGGUACGUGACGUUUUCCCUUCCAGAAGACGCACAGAAAGCUCUGAAAGAGGUGAAAUUCUAUGAUGGCCAGAAACUCUCUGCUUCUCUCGCCAAGAAGAAACUUUUGGGAAAGAAAGAGGCCCCCAAGGAAGCUCCUAAAGUGAAUACUAAACAGCAAACGCUGAAGAAGUCGCAGAGGAAAGCAAGACUGAUUGUUCGAAACUUGAGCUUUAAGUGUUCAGAAGAUGACCUGAAGACUAUUUUCUCACGAUAUGGUACUGUGUUGGAGGUUCACAUCCCUACAAAAGAAGAUGGUAAGAUGCGAGGAUUUGCAUUUGUUCAGCUCAGGAACCUUCUGGAGGCUGGGAAAGCGUUGAAGGGAAUGAACCUGAAGGAGAUUAAGGGUCGUCCUGUGGCAGUGGACUGGGCAGUGGCGAAGGACAAGUACAGAGCAACAGUGAAUCUCAAGAGUGCAGGAGCUGAGGAUAAGGAAACUGAUCAGGAUACAGAUAUUGAUGAAGAGAGCGAGGAAGAAGAUGAUGAGGACUCUGGGACCCAGGAGGAAAAAGAAUCCAUUGAGGAACUGAAACCGAAUCUGCAGAGGAAAGCAGCACCCAAGAAGGGAUCAAUGAUGAGGGAGGAGGAGGAUACGACAGAAGAUGAAAUUGGUGAUGAUGAAGAUGUGUCAAAUGAAGAAGAUUCAGAGGAUAGUAAUUCAGAGUCAGAUGAUGAGGAUGAAAAGCCUGUGAAGAAGUUGAGAAAGUCCAAUCACCCAGCGGAUGUUCAUGAAGGGCGAACGAUCUUCAUCAGGAACCUGUCCUUUGACACUGAGGAAGAUACGCUGGGGGAGAUGUUGGAGCAGUUUGGAGACCUGAAGUAUGUUCGAGUUGUCAUGCACCAUGAUACAGAACACUCCAAAGGUUGUGCCUUUGCCCAGUUUGUGACUAAGGAGUCGGCACAGAAUUGUGUGGAGGCAGCAGAGAGCCAGUGCGAGAGCGGAGGCCUCUGGUUGGACAGGCGGAAGCUCACCGUGACAUUCGCGGUCAGUCGCGAAGAGGCCAAGAAGCUUGCCCAAAAGAAGACGAAGAAACCAACUGGAACACGGAACCUGUACCUGGCUCGAGAGGGUUUGAUUCGGGCUGGAAUGAAAUCGGCAGAGGGCAUGAGUGCUGCAGACAUUACCAAGAGAACACGGUUUGAGGAGCUGAAGCGUCAGAAGCUGAAGGACGUAAAUAUCUUUGUCUCGCAAACGAGGCUGUGCAUCCACAACAUUCCGAAGUCAGUGACCGACCAGCAGCUCCGGAAGCUUUGCUUAGAGGCCACGGGCAUGAAGGGCGUGCGGAUAAAGGAGUGUCGGAUCAUGCGGGACUUGCGGACAGCGAAGACAAAAGCGGGCGCUCGUUCUCUGGGCUAUGGGUUCGUAGAAUUCAUGGAACAUAGCCACUCCUUGACGGCUUUGCGCUACCUGAAUAAUAACCCGGACAUUUUUGGGCCAGAGAAGAGGCCAAUCGUGGAGUUCUCACUGGAAGAUCGGAGGAAGCUGAAAAUAAAAGAGAUGCGAGUGCAGCGCAACCUGAUGCAGCAGCUUAAAGCGGGAGCAAACACACAGGUGCAGACUGGGAAACUCAGUACACGUCCAAGCGACCAGCAGCAGACCAACCCCAAAACUGCACCUCAGCGCCACAAAACAUGGUCUGGAUUUUGUACCAAGCCCGAAGUUGAGGUAGAGGAGCUGGCCAACGGAAAGAAACGGAAGAAGGUGCUGCCUCUGCCAUCCCACCAAGGCCCCAAAAUCCGAAAGCGGGAUAAAGGGAAGCAACUGCAACCACAGCCCAAGAAAGUGAAAAUGCAGCUGAGCCGGGCAAGCAGAGGGAAAAAUGCAGUCAAGGUGAAGCAGGCACUUCCCAAGAAACAGGGCUCAAAGACUGACAAACGUGAACGGAACAAGGAAGAGAAGAGGUUUAACUCCCUGGUCGAACAGUACAAGAAGAAGCUGCUGGGCACAGCCCCUGCCUCCUGCCCCAUGAAAAAAAGCAAAUGGUUUCAGGAUUAGCGUGGGGGACGAAGAGCCUGGGCCCCACCUUGGACUGACUGUGGGACCAACCUGGGCUCCACUGCAGACUGACCGCAGGACCAACCUGGACUCUCCCUUGGACUGUCUGGGACCAACUUGUGCCCCACCUCAGAUUGACCGUAGGCCAGACCUGGGCCGUGGCUUGAAUUGGAGAUCUUGCAUAAGACACCUUUUAUGACCCAGACAUUAGGAGUCCCUCCUUAGUGGGAUUCUGUGGAGGUCAUGAGGUGGUCUGUAACGUCAUACUUAACUUCCUCACUAUUCAUAGGGAGGGUUCAGGUCAAUGCCAGGGGAGCUGUCACUGUUUGAGGGGGUUUUAAACUGGAGACCGCAGCCCAACCUGGAGGUUUGAGGGGGGGGUGGGGGGGUGAAUGGAAUGGCGGUGAUGUGCAUGUGUUUUGUGUUUGUGUUGCUGGUAUUUCUGCUGUCUACCCUUGCUUCCCUGAACCCCUAUCCCACCCAGCUGUCGAGUUGGAAGUUGCUGGGAGUUGAGGCUCGGUCUCAUUUCUCUGUAACCAAUACCAGCCCUUCAACACAGUAAGAAAAUAGCUGCCUUUGUUUUAGUUUAUUUUAAGUUUAAUAAUGUUAAUGUGGGAAAGGAACAGUUUUAAAUGAAUAAGCCACCUUAGCCGCAGCCCCUUACCAGUAACGAUCUGUCAUUUCCAGCUCCCUUGGUUUCAUUAUUGCUUCCUUCAGCUGCUUUGAUGCAGAUUGUGGAAUCCCUGAGCCUGAUCUGAAAUAUAAAUCUCUGUCCCCCUUCACUCCUGUAAGUCCCAGUUUGCGUAUGCUGAUGCUCUGAUUUAAACUCCCCUAACAGUAACAAUGCUAUGAGAGGAGAGAAGUGGGGUGGCGGGGGGAGGCUGGGUGUGGAGAAGGAGGUAAAGAAGUUAAUUUCACGGUGAAGGAGUCUAUGGAAUUGCAGUCAACUAAAGGUGAACAUUUUUGCAUCCUGGCUGCUGGUGAUAUGCAUCUGCCUGUGUAUCGUUGAGUAUAGCCUGUCCCAUGAGUGUGAGUGUGGAUUUGUAAAUGAAUGCCUUUCUCACUGAAAUGUCGUUACUAUUGUGAGCGUGAGGCUGUGUCAAGGGCAGCAUUUGCACUACGCUUGGAAUGUUAAGUGCCGGUUUGCACCUCGCACCAUUCUUGGAGUGAAUCUGUCAGGCAUCAGCCUGACGCAACAUGAAGCAGGGUGGGACUCCCUCGAGUUAAAUCAGGUCCUGACUCCAGAUUUACUUUACACCAGCUCAGUUCUGAAUGAAUCUGAUAUUGCAUCACAGCAGAACUAACUUGCAGUGUGUGUGCAGUUUAAACGUACAGACUCUAUCUUUGUACAAUACAAGUUAUUCGUAUAUUUCUA